Messenger RNA from Dufourea novaeangliae, 1687 nucleotides. RefSeq names its product stromal membrane-associated protein 1. Gene Ontology annotation, molecular function: metal ion binding; GTPase activator activity. The transcript has 8 exons. The record is from RefSeq and is a predicted model, not a curated record. Bases 103 to 1563 code for a protein of 486 amino acids. NCBI's taxonomy places the organism in Eukaryota, Metazoa, Arthropoda, Insecta, Hymenoptera, Halictidae.
CCAUUGCUGGUUACUAUUUGACGGCACUCGUGCGUGUCCAGCGUUGCGAGAAGAAAACAUUGUUUUGGAGGUGCGUGUGGUUAGAGCAGCCACUGUGCAAAAAUGACGUCCCGCCUGGAGAAGGAACGUGCCAAACAGAUCCAAGAAAAAUGUCAGAAUCUCUUGACACAGAUGCUACGGGACGAAGACAACAAGUAUUGUGUCGACUGCGAUGCGAAAGGACCAAGGUGGGCUAGUUGGAAUCUAGGUAUAUUCCUAUGCAUUCGUUGUGCUGGGAUACAUAGAAAUCUGGGAGUUCACAUAAGUAAAGUAAAGUCUGUUACCUUAGAUACAUGGACACCAGAGCAAGUAGUGAGUUUACAACAAAUGGGUAACUCUCGAGCAAGAGCAGUGUAUGAAGCAAACCUUCCAGAUAAUUUUCGCAGACCGCAAAUAGAUUGUAGUCUGGAGAGUUUCAUUCGUGCAAAGUAUGAACAUAAAAAAUACAUAGCUAGAGAAUGGGUGCCACCCCCUUUACCGAAGAUAAAUUGGGAUAAGGAACUUGAUGAAGAAGCUGAGAGACAACGUAGACGAAAAAAGGAGAAUUCAAAAAACACUAACAAUCAAACUAUACUCCCACCUGUAAAGAAACCAGAAGUAGUGCCCCAGUUGCCAAAACCUAAGAGUUCUGUCAGUCCUAAACCUAAUAGGGCUAAUAACACUGCUACCCUAGACUUAUUAGGCCUAGAUGCUCCAGCAACAAAUCAAUCAAAUGUAAAUGGUACUGGGGAUGAUAUAUUUUCUUCCUUCUUAUCUGCACCCCCUGCUUCAGUGACUUCAACUAGUAGUAAUACUACAAGCAGUACCACAGACACAUCAGCAACUGUGAGCAAAAGUGAGGAAGAAAGUUUCUUUGAUCAACCAGCACCAUCACCUCAAGAAAAAAGUAAAAUGACUAAAGAUAGUAUUUUGGCCUUGUAUGGAACACCGAAUCAUCAGCAAUCAGCAAUUUAUGGAGUCCCUGGUGGAAUGUAUCCUCAGCAACCUGCUGUUCAAUACAAACAAGUACCAAACAUGACAGCAUUUGGUCAGCAAUGUAGCUUUCCAAACCAACAAAGUUCCUUGACUCAACUUAACCACCUUCCUGCUCAAAUGCCUGUUACAUCUAAUCAAUUACCUGUCAAUCAGGCACAAAUGACAGUAAAUCCUAAUUCAUUAGGGCCAGUGGCUGCAAACUCCCUAGGACACUGCACACAAGUAGGCCAGAUGCACCAAAUGAAUGGUGUACCUAAUCCUGCCAUCGCAAUGCAAUCUCAAAUGAUGAUGCAACUAGGGCAGACUAAUAUUAGUAGUAAUAAUGGAUGGAGCGGAAUGUUAACACAAAACCUUCAACCAGCACCCGGUAGCAAUCCUUUUUUCAAUUUAACAGUACAGCAGCAACAACAGUCUGUUGGUUUUGGUGCUCAGUUACCGCAACAAAUGUCCCAACUGUCUUUAGGCGGUACAAGUUUCUCAAGCACACCAGGAAAAACUGCUACCACCGCACUUCCCGGACAAACACUUUCCACUAAUUUGUGGCAGUAAAAGUCUUAAGGAUAUUGUUAGUUGAUUGAUUAUUCCAUUCAGUGUUGUACACUAGUGUCGAACGUUCAUUGCCCAACACAAUUAUAUUUCCAUAUUGGUUUGGAAAUUGCUCUGGGAUAUAACA